GUGGCCCAAAGUGGGUGUUAGGCCUAAUCCCAACAGUAUGGAACCAUUGUUAGUUUCGACGAUGAUUGUCCAGUUGGUCAGUCUCCGAAUCGGUAACUUCCUGGCCAAGGUGCUUCCCUCCACCAAGCUUCGCAUCCGCAAUAGCAGAUGGGAGGUUUCUCUAAACCCUGGCCCAUUCAACGCCAAAGAGCAUGUCUUGAUUUCAAUUUUCGCUCAAACUGGGACUGCUUUUGUUGGGGGUACCGCUUAUGGAGUCGGCAUUGUGAACGUUAUUCAGCUGUUUUACCACAACAAGAUCACUUUCUCAACAAGCUGGAUGCUAGUCAUCUCUACACAGCUUUUGGGGUAUGGAUUGGCGGGGAUUAUGAGAAAGUUUGUGGUGGAACCUGCCCAUAUGCGGUGGCCAAAUAGUCUAGUUCAAGUCCCCUUUUUUAGGGCAUUGCAUGAGAAAGAUAACGGCAGGAUGCCCCGAAGGAAAUUCUUCUACAUUGCACUCAUCUGCAGCUGUGCUUGGCAUGUCUUUCCCGGAUACCUCUUCGAAAUUAUGGCAUCCAUUUCUUGGGUCUACUGGGCAUUCCCCAAGUCGGUAACUGCCCAUCAGAUUGGAUCAGGCAUUGAUGGACUUGGCCUUGGAUCCUUUUCCCUGGAUUUGUCAACCGUAUUCUCUUCGCUUGGCAGCCCUCUCAUCACCCCUUUCUUCACGACUGUAAACAUCCUCGUAGGCCACGUUUUAGCACUUUAUGUUAUAAUUCCCAUUGCUUAUUACGUGUUAAAUACCUAUCAUGCCCAAAGAUCCCCCAUCGUUUCUUUGGGUACGUUCAAUUCAAGAGGAAAGGAUUAUGAUGUUUCGUCCAUUGUGAAUGACAAGUUAGAAAUAAACUUGCAUUCAUAUGAGCAAAAGGGGCCAAUCAACUUCAGUAUUUCCUUCACAUUCGCAUAUGGAAUUAGCAUGGCUGCUGCUAUAUCCAUCUUGACGCAUGUCGCCUUCUUUAAUGGAAAGGAAAUACUUGGUCUAUUUCGAGCUUCUUUCAAAGAGAAUAAAGUUGAUAUCCAUACAAAGUUGAUGAGAAAGUACAAGGACAUACCCAAUUGGUGGUUUUAUCUGAUACUUGGGGUGUCUUUGCUACUAACGCUGCACCUGUGCAUCUUUCAGAAAGACCAAAUUCAACUGCCUUGGUGGAGUGCGGUUUUUGCAAUUGGUCUUGCAUUUGCUUUUACUCUUCCUAUGAGCAUUAUAACUGCCACUACAAAUCAGACACCCACACUUGAUGUCAUCACACAGUAUAUCAUGGGUAUGAUGCUUCCAGGAAGACCAAUAGCUAAUCUCUGCUUCAAGACUUAUGGCGCUAUAAGCACAACAAACGCAAGUCAUUUCCUAAAUAAUUUCAAGAUGUGCCACUACAUGAAAAUUCCACCAAGAUCAAGGUUUUUAGUAGAGGUAGGUACAUCUUAAAUCCUUGCAAUUCCUUCACUUUAAUAUCGAAGCAUAAGAACAUCAGAAUUCUAGGCUCUGGAAACUCUGUCCUUGAUGUUGACACAAAUGCAUGUAAGAAUAUAUAGCUAGAUUCUGUCCUCCCUCAUCCCUUCUCGGGCAAUCACUUCAUUUAAAUAUCUAAUUCCUUCUCUUAUUGUUGUAUAAAAAAGUUUACAGGAACCAUAAUGGCUGGAACAAUUAAUCUUGUAAUGGGAUGGUGGUUGAUGCAUGAUGUCAAGAAUAUAUGCCAACGCGAUCUGCUCCCUCCUCACAGUCCCUGGGAAUGCUCUACUGACCGAAGCAUCUUUCAAGAAUCUGUUUUCUGGGGCUUGAUUGGACCCAGAAGAACAUCGGGCAGCCUUGAAAAUUACUUUGCCCUUGAAUGGUUCUUCCUUGGAGGUGCUUUGGGGCCUAUCAUAGUAUGGCUAUUGCAUAAAGCUUUUCCCAACCAGAAAUGGAUUCCACUUAUCAACCUUCCUGUAACGUUGGGAGCAAUAGCAAUGUUGACUCAAACAACAUCUGCGACUGUCAGUAGCUGGAUUGCUAUUGGAAUCAUCUUCAAUUAUUUGGUUAACAAGCACAAAAACCGUUGGUGGCAAGAGCACAACAGUCAUAUUCUUUC
This is a messenger RNA of Rubroshorea leprosula, 2096 nucleotides long. The record is from the annotation of a GenBank genome assembly. NCBI's taxonomy places the organism in Eukaryota, Viridiplantae, Streptophyta, Magnoliopsida, Malvales, Dipterocarpaceae.